UUCAUCAACCAAAACAAAACAAAAAAAAACACAAGUGGAAACUAAUAAACCAAGAGAGAGAGAGAGAUAAAUGGCGACGUCGGGGACAUACGUGACGGAGGUACCGUUAAAAGGAACAGCGGAGAAGCACUUCAAGAGGUGGAGGAACGAGAACCAUCUCUUCCCUGACGCCGUCGGUCACCACAUCCAAGGUGUUACUGUUCACGAUGGCGAAUGGGACACUCACGGAGGCAUCAAGAUUUGGAACUACACAUUGGGAGAUGGAACGCAGGAGGUAUUCAAGGAGAGGAGAGAGAUGGACGACGAGAGUAACACAAUGAAGGUUGUAGGACUAGAAGGUCACGUGAUGGAGCAGCUCAAGGUGUAUGAGGUCGAUUUCCAAUUUAUUCCCAAGUCUGAAGAUGAUUGCGUCUGCAAAAUCACUAUGAUAUGGGAGAAGCGCAACGAUGAUUUCCCCGAACCAAGCAGCUACAUGCAACUCCUCAAGAGCAUGGUUGUUGAUAUGGAGGACCACGAUUCUGGUAAAGUUUUUAGUAUCUCUAGGCUUUGUUGUGUUCUUCGUGGGUUGCCUAAGCCUCUUGUGUUUGCAGAGCAUAGAAAUGAGUUUGGAUUCGUUGAGCCAAGGUUGAGUUAUGGUUCGGUUGGUGGGAGGUUUAAGAAAGGAGAAAGUCCGUUUUACGAAGAGGCUUAUCAAAGAGUGGCUUUAGAUCAGUUUUUGAGGAUUGUGGUUAUCAGACUGGUAAAAUGCGGUAUGCUCAUUACCGACAAUCUGAUGAUAUCUUGGCGGAUUCAGGAUGGCAUUGCAACUUUUGUUUCCGACAUAUCAGUGAGUUUGUCUUCAAGAUGAAAGCUUAUAGUCAUUAUGAUAGAGUGAGGUUUGGUCAUUUCUUGAAUCCUAAAAAAGUUCAGAUAGUUAU
This is a messenger RNA of Arabidopsis arenosa, 917 nucleotides long. NCBI's taxonomy places the organism in Eukaryota, Viridiplantae, Streptophyta, Magnoliopsida, Brassicales, Brassicaceae. The record is from the annotation of a GenBank genome assembly.